AUGUCGCGGAGGAAGCAAGCGAAGCCUCAACAUUUCCAAUCCGACCCCGAAGUGGCCUCGCUCCCCCGGCGAGAUGGAGACACAGAGAAGGGCCAACCCAACCGCACCACUAAGAGCAAGGAUGCUCACGUCUGCGGCCGGUGCUGCGCCGAGUUCUUCGAAUUGUCAGAUCUUCUGCUCCACAAGAAGAACUGUACUAAAAAUCAAUUAGUUCUCAUCGUAAAUGAAAGUCCAGCCUCCCCACCUGAAACCUUCUCAAGCCCCAGCCCCCCUCCCGAUCAUCCCCAGGAACAAAUGAAUGACACGUCUAACAAAACAGAGCAAGCAGAGUGCAGCGACCUGGCGGAAGCCCAGGCACCGGACAGGGACGAGUCCAUGGAGGUGGAGGCCCCGGCAGCCCCCAAAGGCACCAGUGGGCCCCUGAGCGGCGGUGGCGACAGCAGCGCCCCCACUAGCUGCAGCAGCAGCAGCUCCGGCGCAGGUACCUCAGCGAUCACAACCUCUCUACCUCAACUCGGGGACCUGACAACACUGGGCAACUUCUCCGUGAUCAACAGCAACGUCAUCAUCGAGAACCUCCAGAGCACCAAGGUGGCGGUGGCCCAGUUCUCCCAGGAAGCGAGGUGCAGUGGGGCCUCGGGGGGCAAGCUGGCCGUCCCGGCCCUGAUGGAGCAGCUCUUAGCUCUGCAGCAGCAGCAAAUCCACCAGCUGCAGCUGAUCGAGCAGAUUCGUCACCAAAUAUUGCUGCUGGCUUCUCAGAACGCAGACCUGCCAACCUCUUCCAGCCCUUCUCCAGGUACUUUACGAACAUCUGCCAACCCCUUGUCCACCCUCAGUUCCCAUUUAUCUCAGCAGCUGGCUGCGGCAGCUGGGUUAGCACAGAGCCUCGCGAGCCAAUCUGCCAGCAUCAGCGGUGUGAAACAGCUCCCCCCCAUCCAGCUACCUCAGAGCAGUUCCGGCAACACCAUCGCCCCCCCACACAGCGGCUCUUCCCCCAACGUUCACAUACUGGCGGCGGCAGUUCCCACCCCAUCCUCGGAAAAAGGGGCUUCGAGCGCGGGCGCCUCCCACACCAGCAACCCCGCGGCCUCUGCCUCAUCCUCACCAGCUUUUGCAAUAAGCAGUCUGUUGAGUCCUGCAUCUAAUCCACUUCUACCUCAGCCGGCCCCCGCUAACUCGGUUUUCCCCAGCCCUUUGCCCAACAUUGGAACGACAGCGGAGGAUUUAAACCCCUUGUCCGCCUUGGCCCAGCAAAGAAAAAGCAAGCCACCAAAUGUCACCGCCUUCGAAGCCAAGAGCGCUUCGGACGAGGCGUUCUUCAAACACAAGUGCAGGUUCUGUGCAAAGGUCUUCGGAAGCGACAGUGCCUUGCAGAUCCACCUUCGUUCCCACACCGGAGAGAGGCCAUUCAAGUGCAACAUCUGCGGGAACAGGUUCUCCACCAAGGGGAACCUCAAAGUCCACUUUCAGCGCCACAAAGAGAAGUACCCUCAUAUCCAGAUGAACCCCUACCCUGUGCCUGAGCAUUUGGACAACAUACCCACCAGUACCGGCAUCCCCUACGGCAUGUCCAUCCCUCCAGAAAAGCCGGUCACCAGCUGGCUAGACACCAAACCCGUCCUGCCCACCCUGACCACUUCUGUCGGCCUGCCAUUGCCCCCCACCCUCCCGAACCUCACCCCCUUCAUCAAGACCGAAGAGCCAGCCCCCAUCCCCAUCAGCCAUUCUGCCGCCAGCCCCCCGGGCUCCGUCACAAGCGACUCCGGGGCACCCGAGCCGGCCGUGAGAAACCCAGGUGGGCUCCCGGAGGAAGCGGAAGGCCCCACUGCGCCCCCUUCCGGCGGCAAAAGCGAAGAGAGCGGUAUGGUCCCCAGCUCGGCCCCAGCCCUGAACGCCGGCGUGCUGAGCUCCCUAGCGUCUGACGGCGGUCCGGGCAGCGCCUCGACUUUCACCAACCCUCUGUUGCCGCUCAUGUCGGAGCAGUUCAAGGCGAAGUUUCCUUUUGGGGGACUCUUGGACUCAGCCCAGGCCUCAGAGACAUCCAAGCUUCAGCAACUGGUCGAAAACAUUGACAAGAAGGCCACUGACCCCAAUGAGUGCAUCAUCUGCCACCGGGUCCUCAGCUGUCAGAGCGCCUUGAAGAUGCACUACCGCACCCACACUGGGGAGAGGCCCUUCAAGUGUAAGAUCUGCGGCCGGGCUUUCACCACGAAAGGGAACCUGAAGACCCACUAUAGCGUCCAUCGAGCUAUGCCCCCGCUCAGAGUCCAGCAUUCCUGUCCCAUCUGCCAGAAAAAGUUCACGAACGCCGUGGUCCUACAGCAGCACAUCCGAAUGCACAUGGGGGGCCAGAUCCCCAACACCCCGGUCCCUGACAGCUACCCCGAGUCCAUGGAGUCCGACACGGGCUCCUUUGAUGAGAAAAAUUUUGAUGACCUAGACACCUUCUCCGAUGAAAACAUGGAAGACUGUCCCGAGGGCAGCAUCCCGGACACGCCCAAGUCCGCAGACGCCUCCCAAGACAGCCUGUCUUCCUCGCCUUUGCCUCUAGAGAUGUCGAGCAUCGCCGCUUUGGAAAAUCAGAUGAAGAUGAUCAACGCCGGCCUGGCAGAGCAGCUGCAGGCCAGCCUGAAGUCAGUGGAGAACGGGUCAGUCGAGGGGGACGUCUUGACCAACGAUUCGUCCUCAGUGGGUGGGGACAUGGAGAGCCAAAGUGCAGGCAGCCCGGCCAUCUCAGAGUCUACCUCCUCCAUGCAGGCUCUGUCCCCAUCCAACAGCACCCAGGAAUUCCACAAGUCACCCAGCGCCGAGGAGAAGCCGCAGAGAGCAGGGGCAAGUGAGUUUGCCAACGGUUUGUCUCCCGCCCCAGUGAAUGGUGGGGCUCUGGAUUUGACAUCUAGUCACACAGAGAAAAUCAUCAAAGAAGAUUCUUUGGGAAUCCUCUUUCCUUUCAGAGACCGGGGUAAAUUUAAAAACACUGCUUGCGACAUUUGUGGCAAAACCUUUGCUUGUCAGAGUGCCUUGGACAUUCACUACAGAAGUCAUACCAAAGAGAGACCAUUUAUUUGCACAGUCUGCAAUCGUGGCUUUUCCACCAAGGGUAAUUUGAAGCAACACAUGUUGACACAUCAGAUGCGGGAUCUACCAUCACAGCUCUUUGAGCCCAGUUCCAACCUUGGCCCCAAUCAGAACUCGGCGGUGAUUCCCGCCAACUCGUUGGCGUCUCUCAUCAAGACAGAGGUCAACGGCUUCGUGCAUGUGACUCCUCAGGACAGUAAGGACACCCCCGCCAGUCACGUCCCUUCUGGGCCUCUGUCAUCCUCUGCCACGUCCCCAGUUCUGCUCCCAGCUCUGCCCAGGAGAACCCCCAAACAGCACUACUGCAACACAUGUGGUAAGACCUUCUCCUCGUCGAGUGCCCUGCAGAUUCACGAGAGAACUCACACUGGAGAGAAACCCUUUGCUUGCACUAUUUGUGGAAGAGCUUUCACAACAAAAGGCAAUCUUAAGGUACACAUGGGCACUCACAUGUGGAAUAGCACCCCCGCCCGCCGGGGUCGCCGGCUCUCUGUGGAUGGCCCUAUGACAUUUCUAGGAGGCAAUCCCGUCAAGUUCCCAGAAAUGUUCCAGAAGGAUUUGGCGGCCAGGUCAGGAAGUGGGGAUCCUUCCAGUUUCUGGAAUCAGUACGCAGCCGCGCUUUCCAACGGGCUGGCGAUGAAGGCCAACGAGAUCUCCGUCAUUCAGAAUGGGGGCAUUCCUCCAAUUCCUGGAAGCCUGGGCAGCGGAAGCAGCUCACCUAUUAGUGGGCUGACGGGAAACCUGGAGAAGCUCCAGAACUCAGAGCCCAGCGCACCCCUGGCUGGCCUGGAGAAGAUGGCAAGCAGUGAGAAUGGAACCAACUUCCGUUUCACCCGCUUCGUGGAAGACAGCAAAGAGAUCGUCACAAGUUAA
Messenger RNA from Rangifer tarandus platyrhynchus (Svalbard reindeer), 3951 nucleotides. Lineage: Eukaryota; Metazoa; Chordata; Mammalia; Artiodactyla; Cervidae. The record is from the annotation of a GenBank genome assembly.